Molecule: messenger RNA, 2010 nt
Organism: Zeugodacus cucurbitae (melon fly)
Lineage: Eukaryota; Metazoa; Arthropoda; Insecta; Diptera; Tephritidae
Product: amidophosphoribosyltransferase
Exons: 6
Coding region: 225-1850 (541 amino acids)
Biological process (GO): purine nucleobase biosynthetic process; purine nucleotide biosynthetic process
Molecular function (GO): amidophosphoribosyltransferase activity
Source: RefSeq, a predicted model, not a curated record
ACAGAUUAAUACACAGCAUCGCGCCAAGUUGUUGUUUAAUUCAAGUUCUGAUUGUAGUAAGAACGGUCGUAGGCGGUCUUGUGAGUAAAGUGGAAAUUUUUAUUGGAAACUGGAUUGCAAUAUUUUAAAUAAAGAACAUUUUGAUUUUGGAAACUUUGCGAAUUUAAAAAGUAACAAAAUAAAUAUUAUUACGGAACUUUAAAAAGGAUUCUCAACCAACCAUAAUGUCUUGUUCGAAAAACACCGAAGCCUGCGGAAAAUGUGUAAACGUGGCCUCUAAUAAUGCCGUCACGAAGAAUCGUUCGAAAUGUUUCCCUGAUAAAAAGUACAAGCAGGUUCAACCAACUGGGAAAGAAGUGUCGGGACUGACCCACGAAUGUGGUGUAUUUGGAGCAAUAGCCUGCGGUGAAUGGCCGACACAGAUAGACAUUGCUCAGUGCAUUUUCCUAGGAUUAGUAGCACUGCAGCAUCGUGGACAGGAGUCGGCCGGCAUCGCUACAAGUCUAGGAAAAACUGCUAAAAAUUUUAAUAUUCACAAAGGAAUGGGGAUGAUCAGUAAUCUCUUCAACGAUGAUGCCAUUCGAAAACUAAAGGGUAACUUAGGUAUUGGGCACACUCGAUAUUCCACAUCCGCUGCAUCGGAGGUUGUGAAUUGCCAGCCUUUUGUCGUGCACACCGCACAUGGCGCUGUGGCGAUUGCGCAUAAUGGUGAACUGAUCAAUUGCGAAUCUUUGCGUCGAGUGGUAUUAGAGCGCGGAGUUGGCUUAUCCACGCACAGUGACAGUGAGUUGAUUGCCCAAUCACUAUGCUGCGCACCUGAAGAUGCCAGCGAACACGAUGGGCCCGACUGGCCAGCUCGCAUACGACAGUUCAUGACACUUGCGCCGCUGUCAUACUCAUUGGUCGUUAUGCAUAAGGACAAGAUCUAUGCCGUACGUGAUUCAUACGGUAACCGACCGCUUUGCAUUGGCAAGAUUGUGCCAAUCACACUGGGUCAUGGGAAGCCAGAAGAUGCACCCGCAGAGGGUUGGGUAGUAUCGAGCGAAAGUUGCGGAUUCCUGUCGAUAGGUGCUCGUUAUGUACGGGAAGUGGAACCCGGUGAGAUUGUAGAGUUGACUAAAAACGGUUUCCGUACAGUGGACAUUGUGGAGCGUCCAGAUUACAAGAAGAUGGCCUUUUGUAUUUUUGAGUAUGUUUAUUUUGCACGUAGCGAUUCGACUUUUGAGGGGCAGAUGGUAUACUCGGUGCGAUUGCAAUGUGGUAGACAAUUAGCACGAGAAUGGCCUAUCGAAGCAGAUAUUGUCAGCUCAGUACCAGAGUCGGGCACAGCGGCAGCGCACGGGUACGCAAAGGAGUCCGGCAUACCAUUCGCCGAGGUGCUUUGCAAGAAUCGAUACGUCGGUCGCACCUUUAUUCAACCUUCACCACGACUCCGACAAUUGGGUGUGGCAAAGAAAUUUGGGGCUCUCUCAGUUAAUUGUGAAGGCAAACGUGUCGUUCUCAUUGACGAUUCAAUAGUCAGAGGCAACACCAUUGGUCCUAUCAUCAAGUUGCUACGAGACGCUGGUGCCACAGAAGUGCAUGUCCGUAUCGCCAGUCCACCGCUAAUGUAUCCUUGUUAUAUGGGAAUUAAUAUACCAACUAGAGAGGAGCUUAUUGCAAACAAGUUGGAGCCCGACGAUCUGGCAGAUCAUGUUGGUGCUGAUAGUUUAAAAUACUUGAGCGUGGCUGGACUCGUUACAGCUGUGGAAAUAAACAAAGCCAACACUAAUCCCAUUAAGUCGGGAUACUGCACUGCUUGUCUGACUGGAGAGUAUCCUGGUGGUUUACCAGAAGAGCUCAGUUGGUAGCACUUAAAUUUAUAUUUGAUGGAAAAGAUUCGCUACGCGUUUAAGUAUUCAUAAUUUAAACCUAAGAAACUUUAAAUUAAUUUAUUAGUUAAGGAUUUUUAUAUUUUUGUAUCAUAAUAUUUUGUAAUCAAUUAAUGAAGAAUAACAUCUAAUGACUUUA